Mastomys coucha (southern multimammate mouse) is the source of this 1261-nucleotide messenger RNA. RefSeq names its product HCLS1 associated protein X-1 (gene Hax1). Gene Ontology annotation, cellular component: apical plasma membrane; mitochondrion; clathrin-coated vesicle. The transcript is spliced from 8 exons. The record is from RefSeq and is a predicted model, not a curated record. Gene Ontology annotation, biological process: regulation of actin filament polymerization; negative regulation of apoptotic process. Lineage: Eukaryota; Metazoa; Chordata; Mammalia; Rodentia; Muridae. Bases 256 to 1086 code for a protein of 276 amino acids.
GAUGAAGCAGGCCAGUGAGUGAACAGGCCACUCCCUCUGGCGGCUACCUGGGACCCUCCAGAGAGAAACGGAAACACCCCUUGGGGCCUGGCAGAUCGGCAGGAGGAAGAAUCACCUAGAAGGGAUGUGGUCCUUGGACAGUGGGAAUUUCGACCGUCCACCCUCACUCAAAACUGAAAGGGUAGCGUAAGCUGAUGGUGGUCUCGUGUUGCCCAUGGGCUGCAGAGGUUCAAAGUUUCUAGUGCCCCUACGGGAAUGAGCGUCUUUGAUCUUUUCCGAGGCUUUUUCGGCUUUCCUGGACCUCGGAGCCACAGAGAGCCUUUUUUUGGAGGAAUGACUCGAGAUGAUGACGACGAUGAUGAUGACGAAGAGGAGGAAGACAGAGGCGCGUGGGGUCGAGAGAGCUAUGCGUUUGAUGGUUCUCAGCCUCCAGAGGAAUUCGAUUUCAGCUUCAGCCCCAGAGGAGGGAUGCGAUUCCACGGCAACUUUGGCUUUGAUGAUCUAGUACGAGAUUUUAAUAGCAUCUUCAGCGAGAUGGGGGCUUGGACCUUGCCUUCCCACUCUCCUGAACUUCCAGGUCCUGAGUCAGAAACACCUGGUAAGAGACUGCGGGAGGGACAGACACUACGGGACUCAAUGCUUAAGUACCCAGAUAGUCACCAACCCAGGAUCUUUGAGGGGGUCUUGGAGAGUCAUGCAAAACCUGAUUCCACCAAACCAGCUCCAGAUUGGGGGUCCCAGGGACCCUUUCAUAGGUUGGAUGAUACAUGGCCUGUGAGUCCCCAUUCUAGAGCCAAAGAGGACAAAGAUCUUGACUCCCAGGUUUCCCAGGAAGGUCUGGGUCCACUUCUUCAACCCCAGCCCAAAUCAUAUUUCAAAAGCAUCUCUGUGACCAAGAUCACUAAGCCAGAUGGGACAGUGGAGGAACACCGCACUGUGGUAGACAGUGAGGGCCGGAGAGAGACCACAGUGACCCAUCAAGAAGCCCAUGACAUUUCCAGAAGUGACUCUCAGAGGUCUUCGGCUUUGGAUGAUCCCUUUUCCAUCCUGGAUUUGCUCCUAGGACGUUGGUUUCGGUCCCGAUAGCUUUCUUAAACUUCAGAAGCCUUCAGGUUCUUCCCACUCCCCUCCUGUUGCCCAUUGCCAAUAAGCUUAGCUUUGUCUGUCAUCCUGGGGUCUUAAAUGUGUGAAACAAUUAAUUGAGCUUAUGCUAGCCUGUCAUUCAUCCAAACUGACCAAUAAAGCCUUUAUUUAUGCUAAA